Messenger RNA from Dioscorea cayenensis subsp. rotundata (Guinea yam), 1974 nucleotides. RefSeq names its product subtilisin-like protease SBT5.3. The coding region runs from base 1 to 1974 and encodes 657 amino acids. The record is from RefSeq and is a predicted model, not a curated record. Lineage: Eukaryota; Viridiplantae; Streptophyta; Magnoliopsida; Dioscoreales; Dioscoreaceae. Gene Ontology annotation, molecular function: serine-type endopeptidase activity. Gene Ontology annotation, biological process: proteolysis. The transcript has 10 exons.
AUGGAAAUAAUGAAUAUGAGAACUCUUCUGUGUUUUGUGUUCUUCUUUUCAUGUUGUCUUCUUCAACAACAAGCCUUUGCAGCCAAAACGUCCUAUAUUGUUUAUCUCGGUGGUCAUUAUACCAAAUCAAGUGAGGAAGCUAUAGUGAAUUCUCACCAUGAACUCUUAGGAUCAGUCAUGAAAAGCAAGGAGAAGGCAAAAGAAGCAAUAUUUUACUCGUAUACAAAGGAAAUAAAUGGGUUUGCUGCAACCAUGGAGGAAGAUGAAGCAAAUGAGAUCUCAAAGCAUCCGAGUGUUUUAUUAGUGUUCAAAGAUAAACCUUUAAAGCUUCAGACAACUCAUUCUUGGGAUUUCAUUGGCCUCCCAAGCAAUGUCACUACUUCAUCAUCGUUGCCACCUACGGCGAGCUCAGGAGCUGAUAUAAUCAUUGGUCACAUUGACACCGGUGUUUGGCCUGAGUCAAAGAGCUUCAAUGAUGAUGGAAUGGGUCCAAUUCCAUCAAAAUGGAAGGGAAUUUGUCAGAAUCAGAACAUAACAAAUUUUUCAUGCAACAAGAAAUUGAUUGGAGCAAGGUACUUCGCUGCUGGUUUUCUCCAAGGCAACAAUUCAGUUAAUGACACUAAAAAUGGUCCCCGUGACACUGUCGGACAUGGCACCCACACACUCUCCACCUCUGGAGGGUCCAUAGUCACAAAUGUAAGCUAUUUCGGUUAUGCCAAUGGCACUGCAAGAGGUGGUGCACCCCAUGCCCGUGUUGCUAUGUACAGAGCGUGUUGGCGGAACCCUGUUUAUGCUAUUUGCCAUGACUCUGAUAUUCUUGCUGGAAUAGAUGCGGCAAUAGAUGAUGGUGUUGAUGUGCUUUCACUAUCGAUCGGUGGUGGACCGGAGCCUUAUUUUGUUGACACAGUCGCUAUUGGAUCCUUUCACGCAACCAACAAAGGCAUUGUUGUUGUUUGUUCAGCCGGAAACGAUGGACCAGAUGGGGCUAUCUCCAACGUUGCGCCAUGGAUUUUCACUGGAACUUCCUUAAGUAAUGGGCUUCCAAGCAAAGAUCUUUAUCCAAUAAUUAGUUCAAUUACUGCAUCUGUGUAUGGCGGCGAUGAUUGCUUCUCCUUAAUAGACAUGAAAGUCAAGGGAAAGAUUGUUGUAUGCAAUUCAAGCACCGUGUCUCCCAUCGACCAGGCAGUUAAUGUACAAAUUGCCGGUGGCGUCGGAAUGCCGGAUAUUAGCGCGCCGGGAGUUCAGAUACUUGCAGCAUUUGCAGGUGUUGGAACAUCGACAGGAGUUAAUACAGAUCCUUUGAGCCCUUUUGCCGUGUUAUCAGGCACAUCAAUGUCUGCCCCUCACAUUGCUGGUAUUUCUGCUCUACUCAAAAGCCAAUAUCCUACAUGGAGUCCUGCUAUGAUCAAAUCGGCAAUCAUGACAACAGCGACUAUCCACGAUAACACAGGGCAAUUAAUAGCCAUGGCUGAUCCAUCACUGACUCCUGCCACUCCAUUCAGUUAUGGAGCUGGGCAAGUGAAGGUUAAUGCUGUAAUGGAUCCUGGAUUGGUUUAUGAUCUCACUACUGAAGACUAUUUGAACUUUUUGUGUGCCAAUGAUUACAGUUUAAAGGAAUUGAGAGUGUUCAGUGAUAAUUACACAUGUCCAUCAACAAAGAUGCAAAUCGAAGACUUGAACUUACCUUCCAUCACCAUCCCUUAUCUAUUUGAUGGUAUCACGGUAACUCGAAAAUUGACCAAUGUAGGUCCACCAAGCAAGUACAACGUCUCCAUCGAUUUCCCGAAGAACAUAACACUUACGGUGAAUCCAACAGAGCUCAAUUUCGACAAGGUGGGUGAAGAGAAAGUUUUUCAGGUGUCAGUGACUGGAAACCAUGCCGGGCUGAAUAAACAUCAUUUCUUUGGAAGACUUAAAUGGUCUGAUGGGAAACAUUCAGUGGAAAUCCCUUUGGCCGUGAAGUCCUUAAUAUAA